Diuraphis noxia (Russian wheat aphid) is the source of this 1071-nucleotide messenger RNA. RefSeq names its product dynein axonemal intermediate chain 4-like. Gene Ontology annotation, cellular component: axonemal dynein complex. Gene Ontology annotation, molecular function: dynein light chain binding; dynein heavy chain binding. The record is from RefSeq and is a predicted model, not a curated record. Gene Ontology annotation, biological process: cilium movement. NCBI's taxonomy places the organism in Eukaryota, Metazoa, Arthropoda, Insecta, Hemiptera, Aphididae.
GACAUUUUGGCAGUCGGAUAUGGCAAAUGGAAUGAUGAACCAAAUGAUUUUAAAGGUGCUGUUUGUUGUUGGUCGCUAAAGAAUCCGGUUUAUCCGGAAAGAAUGUACGAAUUCAAUAAACCCAUUACUUGUCUUGAUUUCUCGAAAAUCCAUGCCAACAUACUCGUCGCUGGGAGUUACRGAGGAUGCAUCUACAUGUUGGACAUAGCCCAAGAAAUAUGUGAUCCGACGAUAGUCAACGAGAAACACUUACAAAACUUUCCUAUAUGGGGUGUCUUAUCAUUUCUACAAAAAAGUUAUACAUCGGAAGACGAAUUUAUACUAUCUGUGGAUGGCAACGGAUCAGUACGAAAAUGGUCAGUUGGUGUUUCCAAGACUUACAACACAGAACAAAUGUCGUUAAUAUGUUGUGGAAUCCGAAACGAUGCUUCGAAACCGAUCAAAUUCAACUAUUCAACCAUUGUUCAAAAUAUGCCCGGAACGGUCAUUUCGUUUCACCCAACUAAUAAGAAUACAUACUUUAUUGGAACUAAAGUUGGUUUCGUCGUACAUAACACGGUUGAUAGCUGCAAUCAUUACGAUAGAAUUUUCAUGGCUCAUAACGGUCCAGUUUACGGAAUCAAAUUUUCGCCGUUCUGCUCGAGUAUUUUUAUAACAUAUGGAGCUGACUGGCAAAUCAAAAUUUGGAUGGAAAACGUCGACGUACCAUUGCUAUGCCUGUGUUAUUGUAAUGCUGUAGACGACGCCGAUUGGUCACCUAUAAACUCUACGGUUAUUGUCAGCGUUAGCGGCGCAGUGAUAUGUAUUUGGGAUUUUGCAAGAAAAACGGUUGAGCCGGUCAUGAUGUUUACAUGCCAGAUUGGCGUACAUUUCUCUCUGGUGAAAUUUUCCAAACACGGUAAUAAUAUUAUCACUGGUGAUGUAAAUGGUUUGGUUAGAUGUUUUCACAUCAGCAACAUGCCUUCGCCGUCAUUUCUUCAAAAAAAUUCUAUUCUAACAGCUCUGGAGAAUAUGAUGUCAUCAAAUCAUGAACUUAUUCAAAUAAUUAAAAAAAUAAUGAUGAACCAAUAA